Molecule: messenger RNA, 1054 nt
Organism: Solanum verrucosum
Lineage: Eukaryota; Viridiplantae; Streptophyta; Magnoliopsida; Solanales; Solanaceae
Exons: 2
Coding region: 1-999 (332 amino acids)
Biological process (GO): methylation
Molecular function (GO): methyltransferase activity
Source: RefSeq, a predicted model, not a curated record
AUGUCUAAUCAACAAAAUGGUAGCUUGCCUGAUUUUAUACUACCUGAUUCUUUGUACACUGAAACCAUCAGAGAAGUUCAUUCAGCUGUCGAACAUGAUUGGGAUUCUUUGAGACAAUCAGCAUGUCAAACUGCAGCAGGAAGGGCGCUAUGGAAACAUGUGAUCCAUGAUCCACUAGCAGAGUUACUUGCAGGGGAGACGUACCUGAAAAAAUUGUAUGAGAAGAUUAAGAAAGAUAUCCUCAACAAUGCUAAAGAGAUUUCUGGUGUUAUCAUUGCAGUUAGGACACUAUGGUUUGAUAAGGGAAUUGAAGCAGCUCUUACUUCUUUUGAUGGUGGAGGAGCACAAGUUGUCAUUCUUGGAGCAGGUAUGGAUACAAGGGCAUAUCGCUUGAGUUGCUUAAAAGACAGCAACAUGUUUGAGGUUGAUUUUCCAGAGGUCUUGCAGAUGAAAACCACUAUUGUAGAGGCAGCAACAGAAACAACAGAUGAACAAAAGCACCAACUGAUGAUGGCAAAAUCAUUGAACAGAGUGGCAGCUGACUUAAGAGAAAAGGACUGGCUUGAAAAGCUUCAAGAAUCAGGCUUAAAGCUAAAUAAGAAUACAGUGUGGGUAUUAGAGGGAAUUCUCUACUAUCUCUCUCACUCAAAUGCAAUGGAAGUACUGAAGAUUAUAGCAAAUAACUGUACCUCUGCUCAUACAGUACUCUUAGCAGACUUCAUGAACAAGCAAUCAACAACAAUGUCCAGCUCAAAUUUCCAUUUCUAUAGCGACUAUCCUGAUGAGUUAUUGCCAUCACUAGGAUUUUCUGAUGUUAAACUUUCUCAAAUUGGUGACCCAGAUGCACAUUUUGGGUUAUUGCAUGACCCACUAAAUUUGUUCAACAAGUUGCGCAACUUGCCCAGGUCACUUCAAACUCACCCAGAUGAUGGAACACCAUGUUGUAGGUUGUAUUUGCUUCAGGCUUCUGGAGCACCACCAAACAAGACUAUUUUGUGAAUAUUAUAGAAUGGUUCACCAAUAAAGUCUAACUUGCUGUUAGAGCUUAGAAGCA